Phyllotreta striolata is the source of this 1453-nucleotide messenger RNA. NCBI's taxonomy places the organism in Eukaryota, Metazoa, Arthropoda, Insecta, Coleoptera, Chrysomelidae. The record is from the annotation of a GenBank genome assembly.
GAUGUUGGCAGUACUGGUAGCGUUGCUGGCUUCCUUGGCGAUAUAUUUGUAUUGGAAGAACCGGAAUUUGCCACCUGGACCUUGGGGAUUGCCGAUAUUGGGCUACCUCACCUGGUUAGAUCCCCUCAAUCCCUAUGUAACGCUGACGAAGCUAUCGAAAAAGUACGGCAGCGUUUACAGCCUGAGCCUGGGCAACGUAUUCACGGUGGUUCUAACGGAUCCCAAAAUCCUGAAGAGCUUAUUUGCAAAGGAUUCGACCACUGGAAGGGCGCCUUUGUACCUAACGCACGGGAUUAUGAGGGGUUAUGGCUUGAUUUGCGCGGAAGGCGAUUUGUGGAAGGAGCACAGGAAGUUCACGCAUAAUUGUCUUCGACAAUUCGGCGCUACCAAGAUAGGACCGCAGAGGAAAAAAAUGGAGGCUCUUAUUUUGGAGCAUUGCUUCGAUUUGACUAAUUAUUUGAAAAAAAUUGAUGGGAAAACUGCGGUGGAUAUUCUGCCGGGGCUUCGUCACAGUUUGGGAUCAGCGGUGAACCAAUUGGUGUUUGGUAAGUCCUGGGAAAGGGACGAUGAGACUUGGUUGUGGUUGCAGCAUUUACAGGAAGAAGGACCGAAGUAUUUAGGAGUAGCCGGUCCUUUGAAUUUUCUACCGUUUUUUAGAUUUCUACCCAAAUACAAAAAAAUAAUCGAUUUCAUACUAACUGGUAUAACUAAUACGCAUAAGGAAUACAGUAAAAUAAUAAAGGAACAAUCCAUACAACAAGUUGAUGACUCUAACAUAAUCCAAGCAUUCCUUACGGAAAAACGGAAAAAACCUCCUCUUGUUGCCGAAAAAUUAUACAACGACACUCAACUCCAUUUUCUACUGGGUGAUUUAUUUGGAGCUAGUUUGGAUACAACAUUAACAACCCUUAGAUGGUACUUUCUAUACCUAUCGAAAUAUCCAUCAAUCCAAUCCGAAAUCCGAGAAGAAUUAGAAGCAGUUUUAGAAGGUAGAUCGCCUACGAUGGACGAUCUGGACGCUCUUCCUCUAACAGAAGCAUCGAUAUUGGAGUGCAUGAGAAUCAGACCUGUUGUACCCGUUGGGAUACCCCAUGGUGCUCUAGAAGACAUCGAAGUUCUCGGUUAUAAAAUACCGAAAGGCUCCAUGAUCGUGCCUUUGCAAUGGGCCAUGCAUAUGGACGAAACCGUGUGGAAGCGACCCGACCAAUUCGAUCCCAGAAGGUUCAUAAACGAAGACGGCAAGAUCGAAAAACCGGAGCAUUUCGUGCCGUUUCAAGUCGGUAAAAGGAUGUGUGUGGGGCACGAAUUGGCGACGAUGUUCGUUUUCCUCUUCGCUGUUACUUUGCUGCAAAAUUUCUCUUUCACUAUCGCUGAUAAAAACGUCGAUUUAUGGGGCGAAUGCGGCAUCACGCUCACUCCUAAACACCACAAAUUCCUUCUAAAAGAACUGUAG